Callithrix jacchus (white-tufted-ear marmoset) is the source of this 4475-nucleotide messenger RNA. It is a transcript of the gene H3C1, whose product is annotated as H3 clustered histone 1. Gene Ontology annotation, molecular function: structural constituent of chromatin; DNA binding; protein heterodimerization activity. Lineage: Eukaryota; Metazoa; Chordata; Mammalia; Primates; Cebidae. The record is from RefSeq and is a predicted model, not a curated record. Gene Ontology annotation, cellular component: nucleosome.
UAACUUAUGGUCAAAACGCAGCAAGUUUAUUCUUGUGGGUUACAGCUUUUAUACCUUUUUUCUUGUUACAUUUACUUUAUCUCAGCAGAAAAGGGGUAAACAGAAAGGAAAUAGAAACUCCAUAAAAAUAGUUAUCAGGGGCUUGUGAUAACCGCUCACAAGUAGUUUAAGGGGGCUUGUGGUAAUAGUUUACAAAGCAGUUUAUGUUUUUCAAAGAUACACAGUGCAAGCAAACAAUGGCGCCCUUGAGGUGGCUUGUUAAUCCUGUUUUCCAUCAGGAUGUAGAACAAAGGCUUAGCUCCAGGGAAAAUAUGGGCAGGGGUCUCUUGUCCCUCUUAGGCAUCUCAAUUGCAGCAAGUUUAUCGCUUACACAGAGACUGAUGGGGACACGAAAGCAGACCACAAUGUCCUCAUAAACCGCAGACCUUUGCUUUGUAUUCUGUUUUUGCCUCAGUCACUCAGCCAGCGGCCUUUGUCUCAUCUCUACUGCCCUCGAGAUGGGUGAGUGCAGAUAGGUCCAGCAGCCAAGAUGGGGCGAGUCACGCUGCUGUCUCAAGCCCUUGGUGCGAACACCGCACAGAGGGGUCUGCGGGUUUCUUCUUGGUGGCUGCUGCAACCUUAGCUGGUUUCUUGGCCUUCUUGCCAGCUGAAGGUGUCUCAGGAUCGGCGGAAGCGGGAGGCGCGGUUUAGGACAUGGUGAGGGAGUACACUAAGUAAACGGUUAAAACCUAAUGAAGCAGGAUGCAAAAAAACGCCCCCGACGCGGCAUAUUUAUAGGGUGGGACUGUGCAGUGAUUGUAGUGCCCUGCCCCUCGCAGUGCCGAGGGUUUCGUCCAGUCUCAGAAGGCUGCUGGGGACCUCUAGGGCCUAUGGUCUAGCUUCGCUCAUCGCAAGCAACCACACCAAAAAAUCUGCCCGGGUUUCCUCGCUGUGAAAGAAAUUGUAGGCAGACUGCCCCCCAGUAACAUCGGAGGGUGCAGCUUCUCUCUCAAAAAGCAGCUCUUUUUAGGGAGUGGGUUGAGGGAGAGUAGUUUCUAAAUGCAGCCCCAUAAGCAUCCGAGGAGUUUUAUUAGAAAUUAUUAAAGGUCCGUUGCCAGAGAUGUUCAUUUUUAAUUUGCAAGAAAUGCAAAGUUAAGUGUUUUGAAUAACUGGGGAGGGAGAGAGGAAAGCGCCGGUUUUAGGUCACGUUAGGGCUAGUUGUCACCAACUGUUACAUUUUCUGGCAAUGUUUUAGAGCCAUGUGUCUGGCGAAUACCUUUCACGUCAAAGAAGAAUGAAUCGUAAAAAACACCAACAUUCACUAACGCUGCAAAAGUGUGGAAAAGUUUCUGCAAUUGCAACUUAUUUCUACAGUCCAAUGCACUUCAGGAAUUUCCAGUGCCCUUUUCACCCAUACAACAUGCCCCAGAUGGGUGCUAAGGUUUACAACCUGUGUUUCAUCUUAGCACAUACGAUCAGCCUAUCAUGAUAUGGUCAACUCAUUCUUUUAUUCAACAAAGAUUUAUGGGCCUCACAAGCCUGCGAAAGGCGUUAAAUAAAUGCUGGGUAGAUGAAAUCGGAUCCCUGACAGGCAUUCUGCUGGGAGUUUAAGUCCCCUUAGGGUGAAAACAAACGGCACACCCUGGGGAUAAGAUUUUAUGGUAACCUCCUUUUAAGUUUUUUGUGGCUGUUAAAGCAUUUCAGAGUAUCAAUAAGCUAAACGACCUCACAUUCCCAGUCAGAGACUCAGGUAACUGGAGAAUAAACAGCUAUUAAAUCGACAUCCACUUCCACAGUCCUAUUCUGUAUAAUCCCCUAGCACAGUGGAGAGUGACGUAAUGAAGUCUUGUUUCCGCUCGUGUUGUUGUAGUUUUCAAAUAAGUCCGCACAGUGCUAAGUAACCUGAGCUUCUCCCCUUUUCCUUCAAACAACGUGUCAACCAAAUAAUGUAGGAGUCCCAGAUAAAUAUUGUGUAUAUCUUCUGCAGCAGUGCUGCCUACGUCCCAUUUUAUUGAGAAGCCAUGCUUUCAAAUGUUUCACGUAAUUUCUAAGAAUUUGGAAGAUAAUAGUCGGAAACUAUGCAUCUUGGUUUGACGGCUCGUCAGUUAUGAAACGCAGGUAUACGCGUUUGGAACAUUUUUGCAACUAAACCCCUUUUAAAAGCUAUUAAUCCUUCUUAGGGUAAUAAGCGAGGUAUCUGAAAAAACGCAACUUUUAAAAAGGAAAUACUUCGAAUUAUCUUAUUCAGGAGUUUCCAUUUCAAAUAAUGGGUUCUGUCUCUGUUUCUAUUGGGUUAAACUGGCUUCAAAUAAAAUAGGAACGCUCCAUGCAAAUGAAGGAUACUAGAUCUGUUUUCUAAGUGGCUGUUCGACAAAAUAGCCUAAACCAAUCAAAAGGUAGAAUAUGGCCUGCCUCCUGUUAAUAUAAAAGCGGUCAUAAUACAUACUUUAGUGUUUUGAGACUUUAAAAAUGAUUGCAUUAGCUUCUGGCAAUGCUAAAUUAUGUUCCUUGCGGAUUACAGUCCAGUUUCUCUUGGGCCGAGUCCACCUCCUGCUCGCAAAAGGAACAAUCCCAGUUGGUGGUACCUGGCGGCGGUGAAGGAGAACGGCCAUUUUGCGACCAGCAGACACCUAGGCUUUAGAAAACAAAAGCUGCAGAACGCUGCAAGUAUAGGAUUCAGAGAGCGUAAACAAGAGAAAGACGUUUCAUAGAUAGUGCUUCUAUGAGUGAUAGUGUAAUUCUAUGUUUGAGAUGCUUUGCAGAUUCAUUAACGCUUCUAAGUCAAGGCGUUACAAAGGAAUCCACGUCUGAAAGGUUUCAGAAAUUCCUGGAAAGGGUACAUUUCCGGAGAGGAGGUGAGCAAUAUUUUCUCUUGUUCUCUCCUAAAAAGCUGAAGGUUAUGCAGAACUGGAGAACUAUAAUACCUUUGGAUCAAUGUCUUGUUUUAUGAAGAAGUGCCUUCAGGUUAUGAAAACGACGUGUAGAAGAAGGGAACAAAAGUUCAAGUCCAAGCCGACGCAGUGGUUUGGCUUGUAAUCCCAGCUACUCCGGACGCUGAGGCGGGAGGAUCCUUUGAGCCCAAGAGUUGAGGCCAGCUCACGGAACAAAGCAAAACUAAACUAAUAGAAUGCCAUUUAAAAAAUAAUAAUCUGUAGAUUUGGAAUAGAACAUAGUAGCUAGUGAAACUGCAGGUUUGUUGAUGGCUUAAAGAUAGACCAAUCAGAGCUCGUAACGUCAUAUCUAGCAUCUUCUAUCAUCCAAUCACAGCACUUUACAUACUAUAAAUAGCAGAGCCGCUGGAGGCUGUACUUGCAUUAUUGUUGGCCCUUGUGGUGCGUGUGUUCUUUUGUCAUGGCUCGCACUAAGCAAACUGCUCGGAAGUCUACGGGAGGCAAGGCUCCGCGCAAACAGCUGGCCACCAAGGCGGCCCGCAAGAGCGCUCCGGCCACCGGCGGGGUGAAAAAGCCUCACCGGUACCGCCCUGGCACCGUGGCUUUGCGCGAGAUCCGCCGCUAUCAGAAGUCCACAGAGCUGCUGAUUCGUAAACUACCUUUCCAGCGUCUGGUGCGCGAGAUUGCGCAGGACUUUAAAACGGAUCUGCGUUUCCAGAGUUCCGCUGUGAUGGCUCUGCAGGAGGCGUGCGAGGCCUACUUGGUGGGGUUGUUUGAGGACACCAAUCUGUGCGCCAUCCACGCCAAGCGCGUUACUAUCAUGCCUAAGGACAUCCAGCUCGCUCGCCGCAUCCGCGGAGAGCGGGCGUAAUUACUCUGGCAUCUCUCACUGCCCAAUCAAAGGCUCUUUUCAGAGCCACCACAUGCUCAAGUAAAGUAGCUGUAAGCAACUUAGAGGAAAGGAAAUGCACUGGGGCCACUUCUUUUCGGCUCACCACCAAAAGGUUUGAAAACCAUUCAAUUUUGGCCGGUUACGGUGGCUCGCGCCUGCAAUCCCAGCGCUUUAGGGGGGCUGAGGCUGGCAGAUUACUAGAGGUCAGGAGAUUGGGACCAGCGUAGCCAACAUAGCUAAACCCGGUCUCCAAUAAAAAUACAAAGAUAAACUGGGCGUGAUGGCGAGCGCCCGUAAUCUCAGCUACACGAGGAGGCUGAGGCAGGAGAAUCGCUUUGAACCUUGCAGGCAGCGGUUUCAGUGAGUCGAGAUCGCACCAGUGCACUCCAGCAUGUGCGGCAGAGCGAUACUUCAUCUCAAGGUAUUCGGCUUAAAAUAGAUUUGGAAUGAGAAUGGGUUUACAUUUAACGCUUUGUUCCUCAAAGCGCAACGAUGUGACUCUGCUAAGAAAAUAAAGGCCAUUGGUCAAUGGUUUGGUUCCACCCUCGUGUCUCCACCCUUCCCCACCCGCUGCUCCCGCCAGUUCCUGAGGCUUGGAGGAGGGGUUAAGGGAGGGGACUGUAGACGUCACGUUUACCGCCUGCGCACUUUUUAUUCUGUGCCUACUUGGGAGUUGGGGGAAGGUAGAUAUAUAAAGAUCGGUUUCUCUAUUC